AUGUUGGAAGACAUUGGAAAGAUUGAGAGGGUUAAGAGAGCCAUUGGAAAAGGCAUAAAACUUGUAGGUUUCAUAUACAACCAUUCAUUGGCUUUGAACACAAUGAGAAGGUUUACAAAUAAGACCGAAUUGGUUAGGCAUGGAGUCACAAGGUUUGCUACGACAUUCCUUACAUUGCAAAGGUUGCACAAACAAAGAAAAAACCUUAGGAACAUGUUCAUUUCUGAGGAUUGGGAGAAUUCCAAGGCAUCCAAAGACCCCAAGGGGAAAGUGGCAAGAAGGACUGUACUUAUGCCUGCCUUUUGGAAUGAUGUUUUUUUCUCACUUAAGGUUAUGGGGCCUCUUGUGCGUGUGCUUAGACUUGUUGACAAUGAGAAAAAACUUGCAAUGGGCUAUAUUUAUGAGGCAAUGGAUAGGGCCAAGGAGGCAAUUCAAAAAUCAUUCGGUGGAGAUGAACAAAAGUACAAAGACAUAUUUGCUAUCAUUGAUACAAGAUGGGAAUGCCAACUUCAUCAUCUUUUGCAUGCAGCGGGCCAUUAUCUAAAUCCUGAAUUCUUUUAUGGCAAUGAUUCAAUUGGAAAUGAUAGAGAAGUGAUGGUUGGCCUUUUCAAAUGCAUUGAGAGGCUAAGUGCAAAUGAGGCAGAAAAUGAUACAAUUACAAUGCAAUUAGAAUCAUAUAGGACUGCUGAAGGCCUCUUUGGUAUCAAAUCAGCAAUAAGGCAAAUGACUUUAUUAGCUCCAACUCAAUGGUGGAAGUUGUAUGGCUCUCAAACUCCAAAUUUGAGAGACUUUGCCAUUAAGGUGUUGAGUUUGACUUGUAGCUCAUCCGGGUGUGAGCGCAAUUGGAGUACUUUUGAACACAUUCAUUCCAAAAAGAGAAGUAGGCUUGAGCAUCAAAAGUUGCAAGAUUUGGUUUUUAUUAAGUACAAUCAAGCUCUUAAACAUCGCUAUGACAGUCAUGAUGUGAUUGAUCUCAUCAUCCUAAAAGACAUUGAUGAUAGCAAUGAGUGGUUGGUGGGAGAAGUGGGUGAAGAUAAUGCUGAAGAUGAGAAUAUUUUUUAUGAUGAUACUUUGACUUUGGGAGUUGUUGCUGAUGCAAGUGGGAUUGGAGAGCCUCUGACAUACACAAGGCUACAGACAAGAGGAACAAGAAUGGUUAACCAAGUUGUACCUUCAGUUUUAAGUGAAGAUGAGGAAGAGCAAAUCUAUAAGCUUAGUUCAAGUGAAGAUGGGAUUGAGGGAGAAGAUCUUGUGCACUUUUUUGGAUGCAAGCUUGUGCACUUUUUUGGAUGCAAGUUUGUGCAUUUUUUUGGAUACAAGUUUGUGCAGUUUUUUGGAUACAAGUUUGUGAACUUUUAA
Gastrolobium bilobum is the source of this 1359-nucleotide messenger RNA. RefSeq lists its product as uncharacterized. The transcript is spliced from 4 exons. Gene Ontology annotation, molecular function: protein dimerization activity. NCBI's taxonomy places the organism in Eukaryota, Viridiplantae, Streptophyta, Magnoliopsida, Fabales, Fabaceae. The record is from RefSeq and is a predicted model, not a curated record. The coding region runs from base 1 to 1359 and encodes 452 amino acids.